Messenger RNA from Dermacentor andersoni, 1236 nucleotides. Its product is annotated as protein BANP-like. Gene Ontology annotation, biological process: protein localization to nucleus; negative regulation of protein catabolic process. The record is from RefSeq and is a predicted model, not a curated record. Lineage: Eukaryota; Metazoa; Arthropoda; Arachnida; Ixodida; Ixodidae. Gene Ontology annotation, molecular function: DNA binding.
UUUUUUUUUUAAACUUUUGUGCAUGAUGGUCACCACACGGUAGGGCAGUCGUCUUGUCAACCGGAAUAUGAAGCACCCAAACAGUGCUGACAAUUCAUUGAAUGACGAAGACAUUGAGGGUGUCAAGGGCUUAAAACGAAUGCGCUUGGGAGAGAUGGAUCAACCUUACAGCGCUUUACUACAGUCCUUCAAGGAAAGCAUCUUUGCAAGACUUGAAACAUUGGAAGGUCGCUUGGAUGCUUUAACCGAUCAGUGCCAAACACUAGAAGACAAAAUAGAAGUGCUUUCAACUGCUGUAAAAGAGCAUGUGUCAGCAGCCUCCUCUGGUCUUGGCAGGUACGUCCGUUUAUCCAGCUCGGGAGGUUCUUCUGCUAUUGUCUCCUUGGAUGAAGAACCGGUAGCAGCUUUUGCUGCAGGGUCGAGUGUGACCCUCAUAACUCUCAACACAGAAGCGGAUUAUCCACAUGGUUCGUGGCUUGGGGAUGAGAACAAUCCAGAGAUGAGAGUGCGCUGCCCUAUCAAUCCAACCACAUUGUUCCACAUCAACAAUACCUGCAGUACACCUGAGAAGAUGGCCCUGACCUUGCUUGACCACCUCUUUGACAGAGAGACACAGGCUCGCUCCAACAUUUCAGGCUCAGGCAAACACAAAAAGCAGCAGUUGGACCCAUUGAUGAUCUAUGGAAUUCGAUGUCAUCUAACACAUUUGUUUGAGGUGACCAAUGCCGACUGGGACAGAAUCAAGCUGAAUAUAGACUCAAAAUGCCGUACAGCAUUUCGGCGCAAGAAACGGGGACUGCCUUUGAAUCCAAAGGUAUCCAGUUCAACUGCAACAGGUUCAUCGGUCCAGAAAGCAGGGGCUGUCCACAAUGAGCCAGAAGUGUCGGAUGACAGCAUGAACAGCAUCGAGCUAGUUCCACAAGCCUCGGAGUUUUGCACUUUCUCUCUGCGAACAAUUGAGGAUGGAAACAAUGAGGAAGCUGAGCUAGCAGCAGCUGCUGCAGUGUCUGAGGGGCAGGUAUUCUGCACACAGCAUGGUGACUUCCAAGUUGUUCACGCCACUGCUGAGCAACUUGCCCAGAUCCAGCAAACCCACCAGAUUCAAAUUUUAAAUGGAAACCAUAUUCUGGCAGCAGCUGUAGAUAGGGCCUCUGAUGAUAAUCCAACUGUUACCAUAAUACCUUAAAUCAGCUGUAAACAUUGCAUGGAACGCUAAUAAACUUGUUAUUUAUUAGU